CUGCCAGGUCCGGUGUGCUGGACCACCAUGAAUCAGCAUUUGGAUGAUUUCAGCUAUAUUGCUUUCAGAAGCCUGGGCAAUUUUUCUGCUUCUGUACUGAAUCAGAAUCAGGUCACCUUUGCCAAUCUAUUGCACCAUGAUGACUCAGUGCUGGGAGGGGCACAGCUGCAAGUUUCAUGCUCAUUCAGAAGCGCUUCACCUGGAGGUCUCAUAAAACAGGAUGAAAAUGUUUGUUGUAGCUUGGAUUCUCCUUUACGUUUCCCAGCAUGCUUUGGGUGUGGAGGUGUUCGACAGCAUGGAGUCGGUCCAGCUGCCCUGCCGGGUCAACGUCUCUGUUUCCAUGGAGUCCACGGUUGUGUGGAGCCGCGAGGACCUUAGGUUUUCUACUGUUCACAUCCAUCAGCAGAGCGGCGAUGAUCUGUCUGAGCAGAACCAGCGGUACAGCAAUAGAACAAUGAUGAGCAAGGAUGCUCUGCAGACCGGAGACCUCAGUCUGACUCUGAAGAACCCUACUGUCUCUGACAGUGAGACAUACACCUGCACUGUCCGCAGGUUCGGACGGGAAUUGAGCCGUAUCCACGUACAUCUCCAAGUAAAGGAACAUCCUCAUCCGACAUGGUUGAUACCUCUGGCAGUGGUGCUGAUUCUAUUUUUCGUCCUGGCUGCUGUCUUUGGUUUGGUCAUCUAUAGGAGAUACAAGAGGAUAAAACGUGAUCCAGUAUACAAGCUGCAAGUGGUGAAGACUGCAGAGGGGGUGGAAGCUGUUGUCCUGCCCUGUAAAACCAAAGUUCAUCUUCCUCCCACGGCAACAGUAGAGUGGAGACGCAUAGACACGGACCAGGUGGUCCACCUGUAUCCAAGCAUCCAACUGCAUUGUCCUGAGACGGUUAGAGGUCUUACACAGAUGGAGGACAAUCCGUUAAGAACCAGAGAUCUCAGUCUGACUUUGUACAGCCCCAACCAUUGCGACAGCGGUCUCUAUGUCUGCACCGUCCAAAAGGGAGGAAACAACCUGAAGCAGAAGGUUGUGUCUCUCUUUGUUGAAGAACAUCUGAUUUGGUCCGACACGAACUCCGACCAAACCGACCACAUGCUUGAGAGGAACAGCCUGAGACAGAGUCUGAAGAGCAGCCUUGGAGGACGAUUUUACUACGAUCAAUCUUCUCCCUCUUUGGCUUACGACAGAGGCGCAUCUCUGCCUAAUGGAGCACACAUGGCAGAGUCGACUCCAGAAGCCUGCAGAAGGCUACCAAUUUUCCAGCAACUGACUAAAUCAUCAGUGAGAUCGGCCAGCGAACUGUCUUUCUCUAGUCUCCCGCCUAUGUAACAUUUCUGCAGAGAGGAGGAUCGAAUGGUUGGACAGACCUCCACAUGUGGACAUGUCUGUUGUGCUGGAUAUCUCCACUUGUCCCGGUGUUCAAGUUCUGCAGAACCCAGCCGGCUUUUUAGAAGACCUCCAAGUCAAGUAUAUGUGCAGCCUUCACUAGUCAUGACUCUUCCUCCUCCAUGCUUCCCUUUGGCUGUACAUUGACUCUUUUUUUAGGAAAAUUAUUUUUUGUUGUUAUUGUUGUUUGCUACAUAAAGUAUUUUGUCUGAGUAAAGUUUUUGAUAAAUUUGAACGGAUGCCAUUAAAAAGGUUGAAGCUCUUCAGUGUCCAUUCAUAUUUCACCACUCAUUGUUUCAUUUGGACCGGAGGGCGAAAGUAGACAAAAACUGACCAGUUUGCAUUGAGAACCUAAUUAUAAAGAAUAAUUUUAAUCAGGUCAGCUGAGAAUCACACAUCAGCGCUGCAGCAGUAACAGGAUGCAUAAAUGUUAGGUCAGACAGGAUGCGAAACCAGAGAUUGUACUACAAAUGUGACAGAAGUUUGUUUGUUUGGAGAUGGAGUGUUGUUCUGAUGACAGGAAGUGGUGCAGGACAUCCUUCUGUCAUCCGCUCUGAUUUUCAGUCUCCAUCCAGACAUCAUGAAGCUUCCAUCAGUGUGUCUGCUGCUCGGAGUCUCAGCUGUUCUGCUGGCAGGAGGAACAAAUUCUGAAGUGUCUCUGAUUGUCAUGCCAGACCUUCAGCAGUUCUUCAGUGGACAGUCAGUGUCUCUGAGUUGUGUUGAGGAUGGACAGACAGCUGAUGGAUGGAUAGUUAAGAGGACCAAAGGAACACUCAGUGAAACCUGUGGAGCAUCUGGAUCAGACUUUGGGGUGUUUAAAGACUCCUCCUGUGUCCUUGACCUCUUGUCUUCUUACACUGGAGUUUACUGGUGUGAAACCAGUGCAGGACAGAGGAGUGACCACAUCAAUAUCACUGUUAACCAGAAAGAAGACAGGGCUUUUAUUCUGGAGAUCCCUGCUCUUCCUGUGGUGAAAGGAAGUAAUGUCACUCUGCAUUGUCGUCAUAAAGAUGGCUCCAUCCGUGCAGCUUAUUUCUACAGGAACAGUCAUAUUAUUGGAGAUGGAGUCAAAUCUCAGAAGGCCAUUAUCCACAGAGUCCAACAGUCCAAUGAGGGUUCCUACUGGUGUUCUACUGACACUUCUGGAUCAUCCCCUCAUAGCUAUCUGAGAGUCAGAGAUCCUCUUCUCCCUCAACCAUCUUCCUACCCCAUGACAGCUUCCACUUCUUCAGCUGAUGGUGCUAAUCAUACAGCAAGUUCUCCUUCUCCUUCUGUGUCAUUGGUGCACCUCCUGUGCCACCUGCUGGUCAUUUGCCCAUACUGCGUGUGCAGCAUCCUGCUUGCUUCAAUCUGCUGCAACAGGAGCUCAGGAAACCAAGCUGCGGUCUCCAUAGAAACCACCCAGCUUGGUGAACCGGGUGAUGUUGCUGCUGAUGUCACUACAGAGCAUGAGUUCUGAUGGAGCGUGAGCUGCAGGUUUGGGGUGCAUGUCCGGCUGCUUCGCCACAAACAGGAAGCCUGGACCCGAACCCAACCAAUCAGAGCAGCUUUUGAAAUGAGGUUUCACUUCCUGCUCAGCUUCUUCUGAGUGAAAUAAGACCUACUGAUACUUGGACCACCAGAAGCACCAAACUGCUCUGUAUUUUCAGCUUGACAGCAUCGCUCUAGGGGAACUGAUAUGUUUGAACUGGGUCCAUCUUAUUUAUAUUGAGAUUUGGUUUCUACAAGUCUAUUUUAAAAUUUGAACGAGUUGUCGAUUAAUGGUUUAUUAGGUUAAAAUUAGUUACAUUCUUCUAAUUAAUGACAUCUUCUUAGACCAGUAGUGCCCAAAGUCGGUCCUCAAGGGCCAGCAUCCUGCAUGUUUCCUGCUGGUUUAAUGCACCUGGAUCAAAAUAUGGCUCAUUAGAUGACCUAAGAGGAACACUGACAUGCUGAAAGGUUGUUACUACCACCAGGGAGAGAACUAAAACAUGCAGGAUGCCGGCCCUCAAGGACCGACUUUGGGCAUCCCUGUCUUAGAUAUUUCUUUAGUGUUGUAGUUUGGCCGCCAACCAGCAGAGGGCGAUGUUGGUAAUCCUUACUCGGAACAAGAAUUAAAGAUGGCGGCGAUAUCCCAGAACAGGGAAACAAACGGUCCGUUGUGGCAAUUUAUGCGAUUCUGUUUUGACAUAUAAACACUGGACAAGCUCCAUAAGCUACCACCUUAAAUAGAGCUGGAUGACGGAGCAUCUUCAACUUCUCGACUAAAAAUUACUGAGAUGUCUUUCUCAGCAAACUGCAAAGUAGCUGUAAUCUGUGCUGCCGUGCUGCUCUUCCUCCGCGCACACGGACAGAAAAACAGGACAACUGAUAAAUUUAUUUUUCGUGUUGGAGUUGAUCCCCCUUGUUGUGUGGAAACUUCGGCUGCCCCCAUCAAGGAAGCGGUCCAGGCCUGCUACGAACACAGGGAGCACACACUUUACAACUGCAGAGUGCAUGCCUUCAUUUUUGUGACUGUUUCAAACAAUACAUACUGUGUGGAUCCAAAAGCCAGCUGGCUGCCAACGAGACUUAAAAAACUAGCCGCUAGAGGAAUCAACUGCACUGUACUGUGAAUUGGGCUGUUGCAGCCUACAGAACCCAUAAUGCAUCUGGAGGUUCUGGACGUUGAAUCAUAUGAGUUUCAACUUCGUCGUCUCCUGCAGUUGGAUGAAUUUUUUAAAAUUAGUUUCUUAAAUAAAAAUGAAGCGUCUGUCCAGAGUUUCCUGUAUUGGUGUGCCUACAGCCUUUGUAAGCCUGCUCUUAAAGUCUAAAUACUGUAAAAGUUUAAAGUUAGGAAAACUAGAACAAACAUCUGCAGUGUUAAUCAGAUUUGAAUUGGCUUUCUGUCAUCUUACCUUUAAGCUAAUAUUUCCAGUCUGUCACAAAUAAAUUAAUAAAAUACA
Messenger RNA from Poecilia latipinna (sailfin molly), 4308 nucleotides. RefSeq lists its product as uncharacterized. The coding region runs from base 221 to 1327 and encodes 368 amino acids. The record is from RefSeq and is a predicted model, not a curated record. Gene Ontology annotation, biological process: negative regulation of T cell proliferation; immune response; cell surface receptor signaling pathway. The transcript has 15 exons. NCBI's taxonomy places the organism in Eukaryota, Metazoa, Chordata, Actinopteri, Cyprinodontiformes, Poeciliidae. Gene Ontology annotation, cellular component: external side of plasma membrane.